Messenger RNA from Neomonachus schauinslandi (Hawaiian monk seal), 282 nucleotides. Its product is annotated as cytochrome c oxidase subunit NDUFA4-like. Bases 1 to 282 code for a protein of 93 amino acids. The record is from RefSeq and is a predicted model, not a curated record. The transcript has a single exon. NCBI's taxonomy places the organism in Eukaryota, Metazoa, Chordata, Mammalia, Carnivora, Phocidae.
AUGUUACACCAGAUCCUCGGUCAGACCAAGAAGCAUCAGAGCUUGAUCCCCCUCUUUGUAAUAAUAAUUACGACAGCCAUUGCUCUACUGGGUAUUUACUGGGCAGGAGUUACUGGAGCACCACUGUAUGUCUUGUGCCUGGCAUUGUUCAAUCCAGAUGUCAGUUGGGAUAGGAAGAAUAACCCAGAACCCUGGAACAAACUGGGUCCCAAUGAUCAAUACAAGUUCUACUCAGUAAAUGUAGAUUACAGCAAAGUGAAGAAAGAAGGUCCAUACUUCUAA